Molecule: messenger RNA, 405 nt
Organism: Enterospora canceri
Lineage: Eukaryota; Fungi; Microsporidia; Enterocytozoonidae
Source: the annotation of a GenBank genome assembly
AUGAUUUUUGUAGUACAAAAUGUGGAGAGGUGUGUGGUGACAAUGGCAUCUGGAGAGGCAGUGAGUGAAAUAGAAGACGGGUUUGUGGUUUAUGUUGGGCUAGAAGUGAAGGAUGUGUCAGAAUCAGAGGAGAAUAACAUUAAUAAGGCAGCUGAAUUCAUAAUGGAGAAGACUGGUAAGAAAAAUGUGAUGCUUCUGAGUCAAUUUACGUUGAUGGCCAAGUUCAAGAGGCACAAGAAACCGUCAUUUCACAGUGCAGCAGGCAAAGAGAUCUCAAAUCCAUUCUUCUACGGCCUGAAGAAAAGACUGAACGAAUUCAAAAAGACAGAAAGUGGCGUAUUCAGGGAGCACCUCAAAAUCAGGUGCAUUUCAACCAGUCUCAAAACAGCCGCCUAUAAUUUAUAG